GGAGGAGGAGCCUUCCUAGAGUGGAGACAGCAGCGGGGAGCCUUCCUAAAGGCAGCGGCUGGGGACUCCCAGGACCACAGGCUGAGACGGCAGGGCAGGGCGGCUGGAGGAAGUGAGAGGUGAACUCAGCCUGGGCCUGGCUGGGCAAGACCCUCCUCCACCUGCUCCCCUGGACACUGCCCGCCAUGGCCCUGGCCCAGCAGCUGCGGGCCGAGAGCGACUUUGAACAGCUUCCGGAUGACGUUGCCGUCUCAGCCAACAUCGCCGACAUCGAGGAGAAGAGAGGCUUCACCAGCCACUUUGUUUUCGUCAUCGAGGUGAAGACAAAGGGGGGCUCCAAGUACCUCAUCUACCGCCGCUACCGCCAGUUCUACGCCUUGCAGGGCAAGCUGGAGGAGCGCUUCGGGCCGGAGAGCAAGAGCCCCCUGGCCUGCAGCCUGCCCGUGCUCCCAGCCAAAGUCUACGUGGGUGUGAAGCAGGAGAUCGCCGAGAUGAGGAUACCCGCCCUCAACGCCUACAUGAAGGGCCUCCUCAGCCUGCCCGUCUGGGUGCUGAUGGACGAGGACGUCCGGAUCUUCUUUUACCAGUCACCCUACGAUUCGGAGCAGGUGCCCCAGGCGCUCCGCCGGCUCCGCCCGCGCACCCGGAAAGUCAAGAGCAUGUCCCCGCAAGGCGCUGGCUUUGACCGCAUGGCAGCUCCACGAGCAGAGGCCAUGUUUGACUUCACCGGGAACAGCAAACUGGAGCUGAAUUUCAAAGCUGGAGAUAUGAUCUUCCUUCUCAGUCGGAUCAACAAAGACUGGCUGGAGGGCACUGUCCGGGGGGCCACGGGCAUCUUCCCACUUUCCUUCGUGAAGAUCCUCAAGGACUUCCCCGAGGAAGACGACCCCACCAACUGGCUGCGCUGCUACUUCUACGAAGACACCAUCAGCACCAUCAAGGACAUCGCCGUGGAGGAAGACCUCAGCAGCACUCCACUGUUCAAAGACCUGCUGGAGCUCAUGAGGUGA
Messenger RNA from Propithecus coquereli (Coquerel's sifaka), 1010 nucleotides. It is a transcript of the gene NCF4, whose product is annotated as neutrophil cytosolic factor 4, 40kDa. The transcript has 9 exons. Gene Ontology annotation, biological process: respiratory burst; superoxide anion generation; phagocytosis. Bases 186 to 1010 code for a protein of 274 amino acids. Lineage: Eukaryota; Metazoa; Chordata; Mammalia; Primates; Indriidae. Gene Ontology annotation, cellular component: NADPH oxidase complex. The record is from RefSeq and is a predicted model, not a curated record. Gene Ontology annotation, molecular function: superoxide-generating NADPH oxidase activator activity; protein binding; phosphatidylinositol binding.